Lithohypha guttulata is the source of this 1764-nucleotide messenger RNA. It is a transcript of the gene STI1, whose product is annotated as Hsp90 cochaperone. The record is from RefSeq and is a predicted model, not a curated record. Lineage: Eukaryota; Fungi; Ascomycota; Eurotiomycetes; Chaetothyriales; Trichomeriaceae. The transcript is spliced from 3 exons. Bases 1 to 1764 code for a protein of 587 amino acids. Gene Ontology annotation, molecular function: Hsp90 protein binding.
AUGGCUGAUGCUCUAAAAGCUGAGGGCAACAAGGCCUUUGCGGCCAAAGACUUUACUACAGCUGUUGACAAAUUCACACAAGCCAUAGAGCUCGAUCCAUCGAAUCACGUCCUAUACUCGAAUCGAUCAGGAUCCUAUGCGUCACUUAAGCAGUACGAAAAAGCUCUCGAGGAUGCAGAUAAGUGCACAGAACUCAAGCCAGACUGGGCCAAAGGCUGGACUAGAAAAGGCGCAGCUGAGCAUGGAGUUGGGAAUCUGCUGGAAGCAAACGAUGCAUUUGAAGAGGCUUUGAAGCUGGAUUCGACCAACGCUCAGGCCAAAUCUGGUCUCGAAUCUGUGAAGAGAGCCAUUGAGGCAGAAGCCAGAGCCGAUGGUGUUACUGGUGAUCCUACCGGCGGCAUGGGAGGCAUGUUCAGCGAUCCGCAGAUGCUGCAGAAGCUGGCCGCCAACCCAAAAACCUCGAAAUAUCUGGCAGACCCAGGCUUUAUGCAGAAGCUGCAAAACCUGCAAAAGAAUCCCAACGACAUGAGUGCCAUGAUGAGUGAUCCACGAUUGCUAGAAGUUAUGGGUGUCAUGCUUGGAAUAGACUUGUCUGCCAUGGGAGGUGCUGGCGCUGGAGCUGACGGAGCUGGUUCAGCCGCCCGAGAGACAGAAGAGGAUGUUCCCAUGACCGAUGCACGACCUACCUCUCGACCUCCUCCGCCUCAGUCGAAGAAGGCGCCUGAACCUGAACCCGAGCCAGAACCGGAGGACGAGGAAGCUGUUGCGAAGAAGAAGGCCAAGGAGGAAGCAGAAGCAGAAAAGAAGGCGGGAACAGAAAACUAUAAAAAGCGCCAAUUCGACGAGGCCAUCGAACAUUACACAAAAGCUUGGGAUUUACACAAGGACAUUACCUACCUCACUAACCGAUCCGCUGCCAAAUUCGAAAAGGGCGACUACGAUGGUUGCAUCGAGGACUGUAAGACUGCAAUUGCCGAAGGUCGUGAAAUACUAGCGGACUUCAAAUUGAUUGCCAAGGCUUAUGGCAGAAUUGGUUCAGCGUACGAGAAGAAGGGUGACCUUGCCAAUGCGAUUGAUAACUACCAGAGAUCCCUCACCGAGCAUAGAACACCAGAUACCCUCACGAAGCUGAAAGCGGCCGAGAAAGCCAAGAUCAAGUACGAGCGGGAGUCCUACAUGAGUCCCGAAAAGGCUGAAGAAGCACGAGCGCUAGGCGCUGAGAAGUGGAAGGCAGCAGAUUGGCCAGGCGCAGUCGCUGCUUAUGAAGAGAUGAUCAAGCGUGCUCCCGACGAUCCAAGAGGCUACAGCAAUCGAGCAGCUGCACUAAUCAAACUUCUGUCUUUCCCUUCUGCUAUUGAAGACUGCGACAAGGCCAUAGCUCUGGAUCCCACCAUGGUCAAGCCCUAUCUGCGCAAAGCUCAGUGUCUGAUGGGCAUGAAAGAGUACAAUCGUUGCUUGGAUGUGCUCGACGAGGCAAGGAAGAAGGAUACCGACGGUAAGAGUGCGAGGGAAAUCGAUGAGGCGGAGCGUAAAGCGAUGGAGGCACAGUAUGAGUCGAGGUCUGGAGAGACCGAAGAGGAGACUAGUGCCAGAAUCCAGAGAGAUCCGGAGAUCAUGAGCAUACUCAGCGAUCCAGUCAUGCAAUCAAUUCUACAGCAAGCCAAGGGCGAUCCAGCCGCAUUACAAGAACAUAUGAAGAACCCUGGCGUCGCAAGCAAGAUCAGAAAACUCAUUGCUGCUGGAGUCAUUCGACUUGGCAGGUAG